AUGCCUCAUCCGCUGGACCUUGGCCUGAACCUGGGCGUGAGCAAGAAGAAGAAGAGCAAAGGGAAGGGCGAUGUAGUGGUGGCCACUCCGUGGCAUAUAUCUGCUGGUGACCGAGACACCAAGACCUCUCUGGCCGCGACUGGCAGCGACUCGGUCGACGAUGCUGCAGGCCCUUCGGUUUGGCUGGAGUCGCGGAGGACGAAUUUCUUCGAAGAGUUGAAGGUGCAGCUGCGACGUGAGUGCACUUCAGAAGGACAGAGUCGAUACCCCAGCAUGGCCUUUGAACGUUGGUGGCUCUCUGCCAAAGAUCUCAGUUCCGGCGGCGAUCCGCUGCUUCCGACUCCGAAGGUGGCAGAGGACCCGGCACUCGUUUCGGACUUGGAGCGAUCUGGAUUCUCCGGGAAGGCCGCUUCCGAAAUCGCAAGGCGGCUUGCAUCCUCGUCGGAGGCAGCGGCCGCUUCCAUCCAACAGCCGGCAACGGCAAAGAAGUCCAGCAUGGAGGUGGUCGAGAUGCAGCGAUCUGAAGAAGGCGAUGAGGUGUUGUUGGUGUGCAAAUCCGCAGGAGCCAGGGUGCGCGUUUCAGGAUUCGCAUACAAGAAGCUGAAGAAGUUGUACGAGUUCCACGGAGUGCAGAGUUGCCCUUUCGAAAAGGCUGUCAUGGUCCUUGGAAUGCGAUACCUGGCAUUGGGUGGCACUGGCUUCCAGUUGGCCUUGCCUUCAGCGGCCUGGGGAGUUCUGCAGGAGGACUUCGCUGUGCAGGACUUGCCCAGACAGUGGAGGCGCGUGCUGCGCCGUGCGCACCCCAAGCUCGGGGUGCUCACACUGCUUGCUUGCGCCGUGGUGGCUGGCACUGCCUUCGCUUCAGGUUUCCACAGCUCUUCGCGGGGCCGAGGGCCCGUCCUGCGGGCCUUUCCUUGGGACCAGGAGGGCAACGCAAAGGCAGACAGAGCUUAUGCCUCCUUGGCAGAGAAGUAUCCGGAAGUUGCCGAGUCCGGCACCUUCAUGGAUGAAGCUGCCGGUAAAGAUGUCAUCGUCGGUCGCUAUGAGAAGCUGGGUCAGUUCCUAGGCUCGGACGUAGCCCUGACAAUGGUCGAGAAAGACCCCAUCUUGCUGCUGGGCGAUACCGACAUGCAGCAGCGCUCGUUCCAGUACUUGACUAGCUUGGAGGAUGACUCCAAGAAAGGCUUGGCCCUGGAGGCGGUCCAGAAAAACCCUCGCUUGCUGACGGUGCCGAUUUACGAGUACGAGCGGACCAAGCCUUCCUUGGAUGGGCUGAAUACCGCCGCUUCCGCCAUUGAUUUCCUGCGGCCGCUGGGCGAAGUGGGCCUGGCCGUGGCAAUUUUUUCCUCCUUUGUGGUGCUGAUCCUGGUUCUGAGGCCUGUGUUCUAUGGAGUGGGUGGUGGGCCGUCUCUCAUCGGCAUGCUCACCAGCGGACUGCCUCAGAUCCCUCGCCCUUGGGAAAUCGCACAGAGCUAUGGCAUCAAUCUGGCGAGUAUCGUGGCCCUGAUUCCCAUCUACCAGGUCAUCAGUGCUAUUCGAAGGCAGCUUCAGUGA
This is a messenger RNA of Symbiodinium sp. CCMP2456, 1554 nucleotides long. Lineage: Eukaryota; Dinophyceae; Suessiales; Symbiodiniaceae. The record is from the annotation of a GenBank genome assembly.